UGUUGUAUCCAUUAUGAUCGAUCUUAUGUCAGAUUAAAGACUUCUUAAACUAAUUUUGUUCUACCAAAUCGCAGAUUUUCAGCUCCUCAACUCAGCUUGCAAGAAUGCAGUAGACUCUUGGAUAGAGUGAGGGAUUUGUAAGAAGGCAAAAUAUUAAUAAUGGGAAGUCUUGCAUGGGGGGUUUCAUUCUCAGCCCUUAUAAGCCCACAGAAGGACCGUUGUAGGCCAUUUUCAAUAAAUCACCAUCAUCUUUUGAGAUACAGAAGAUUCAUGUGGAACACCAGUGCCACCAACAGACAUUCCACUUUCGUCUGCAGUGCACAACAGGUGGUUGGCAUUAGAAGGUAUCCUCCUCACAGUGGGGAUGAAGGAAGUUCUGCUCCUUCUAAUAUAUUGGAGGAGAUUGUUUGGAAUAAGGGUUCAGAGGUUGCACAGAUGAAAGAAAACAUGCAUUUGGAAAGUGUGAAAGAAGCUCUGCCACAUGCAUUGCCUCCCAGAGAUUUUAUUGGAGCAUUAAAAGUCCGUGCAGCGGAAACUGGCUUACCAGCUUUAAUAGCAGAAGUGAAGAAAGCAUCACCUAGUAGAGGGAUAAUUCAGCCUAACUUUGACCCAGUUAAAAUAGCUCAAGCUUAUGCAAAGGGUGGAGCAGCAUGCCUUAGUGUCUUAACGGAUUCCAAAUAUUUUCAGGGAAGCUUUGAAAAUUUGCAGGCCAUUCGACAUACUGGAAUACAGUGCCCUUUGCUGUGCAAGGAGUUCAUUGUUGAUGAAUAUCAGCUAUAUUAUGCUCGGCUGAAAGGUGCAGAUGCUGUUCUUUUGAUUGCUUCUGUGUUGCCAGAUCAAGAUAUAACGCUCAUGCUUUCCAUUUGCAAAUCUCUGGGCAUGGCAGCUUUGGUUGAGGUUCAUAGCACAGAGGAACUUGAUCGUAUAUUGGGUAUCAAGGGAGUAAAGCUUAUUGGAAUUAAUAAUCGGGAUCUUGAAACUUUUACUGUUGACAUACGCAAUACAGAGAAGCUUCUUCAAGGUGUCAGAGGUGGAAUAAUUUGUGAUAGAGAUAUCAUUGUUGUUGGAGAAUCAGGACUGUUUACUCCUGAAGAUGUUGCUUUUGUGCAAAGAGCAGGAGUAGGAGCAGUACUGGUUGGUGAAUCCAUUGUCAAGCAGAAUGAUCCAGCAGCAGGCAUUGCUGGGCUAUUUGGGAAGGAUAUUUCAAGGAAACCUGAAUGAAGACAACCACAGCCUGAGUCAUCAAAAUGUGGGAAUUUUGAGAGUACAAGAGAUGAUGCUUUUGACAACAUUGAAAUCAUUCAGUUGUUAUGAAAGCGAUCAUCUAAUCUUGGAGCUUAUCAUUGCUUUUCCAUCCAGCACACCGUUGGGGAAUGAAUUAUGGUGAUCACAUAAAGAAGAGUUUAUCGUUGCAAAUAUGUUUGUAUGAUAACUAUGGUUUUUGGCGAGAAGGAACCUCUCUGGUCUUAUGCUAGAAAGGAGAGAAGUACUCGUACAAAAUUACAAAGACCUCUUUGGUAAGACCAUCUUUUAAAUUACUGAAAGCCUUUAGUUUACUAGGGGUUAAUAAAUGGUAAGACAAUCUUUUAAAGUACCGAAAGCCUUUAGCUGUUGCUUUGAGACCCCAUAGGGCCUCAUCUUGUUCUCUAAAAACAUUCAAACAUUAUCUUGACAAAAAAAAAAAAAAAUAAAUUAAGAAAAACUAUGAGAUUUAAUUAAAA
Cryptomeria japonica (Japanese cedar) is the source of this 1721-nucleotide messenger RNA. RefSeq names its product indole-3-glycerol phosphate synthase, chloroplastic. The transcript has 10 exons. Gene Ontology annotation, biological process: L-tryptophan biosynthetic process. The coding region runs from base 160 to 1221 and encodes 353 amino acids. Gene Ontology annotation, molecular function: indole-3-glycerol-phosphate synthase activity; phosphoribosylanthranilate isomerase activity. The record is from RefSeq and is a predicted model, not a curated record. NCBI's taxonomy places the organism in Eukaryota, Viridiplantae, Streptophyta, Pinopsida, Cupressales, Cupressaceae.